Molecule: messenger RNA, 1389 nt
Organism: Akanthomyces muscarius
Lineage: Eukaryota; Fungi; Ascomycota; Sordariomycetes; Hypocreales; Cordycipitaceae
Exons: 1
Coding region: 1-1389 (462 amino acids)
Source: RefSeq, a predicted model, not a curated record
AUGACGGACCUGCAGCACGCCACAGACACCUCCGGCCUCGCUAUUUCCUUCCCUUCGCAGUCACGCAGCACCGCCAAGCUGCAAAGGAGCGGAACUGCCUCUGUCAGCGAAAAGCGGCCACAACGCCAAACUUCUGCACGGCCGACCAAUCUCACCGACUCGUCCGAACCCAACUCGCUGGUGGACACCCCGAGAGCGCCGCGAGCUAGACAAGGGUCGCGCGACACUCCAGAGUCCACUCCUAAUUACAACACUUCUUCGACCGCUCUUCACACUCCUGAACUUCCUUCACCUUGCCAGGAAUCAACUUGGUCACACUACGCUGGUCGUCUUCGCAAUAUCAGUCAGGUUCACUCGCCGACCGUCUACACGACGCCCACAAGAGCCCGCGCCACACGAGAGUCGUCACCAGCCAACUCUUUGAGAACGGGAACACCGACGACACCGAGUUCCUCGACCUUUACCUUUAUCGCUUCAAAGAUGGCUGCUCUCAAGGCCAUGGCAUCGCCUUCCAUCCCCGGAGCCGGCUGCGGGAACGAACUGAUUGACUUGGAUAUCGAAGCUGCCCUCUUCCCAAAUGGCGGGCCGCAAGAAGGCGAGGCUUUCUCACCAGCGGCGUACAAGAACCUGCAAAUGAACGCCAUCGGACUCCUCCAUCGUUUUCAGACCACGUAUCAGAGCCAGACGAUUGAGUUUCGCACACUCAAGGCCGAAAAGGAAGCCCUCGACGACGAGAAGAGCGAGGUAGAGACCCGCGUGCGCCACGCCAAACUACAACUAGAAGAGGUCGCCCGCAAGGCAGCCGAGAAAGAGGCUGCCAUGCAGGCUUACAUCGAAGAGCUGCAGCGCGAAAACAGAUCACUAGCACAAGACAGACAAUCACAUAUUAGCCGUCCAGCGCCCUCGGUGGUAUCCACAAUGUCUGAGGACCUUGGCGCAGAAGACGACCAGUCCAAGAAGAUGUGGCGCCGCAGUGGCGAUACGUUCAAGACCGAGGCUGGCUCCGACACAGACGAAGAAAGUGUCGCCGAGGCCAGCAUCUUCUCCCGUUCGAGAAGUCCAACUAUCGCCACCACCAUCUAUGAAGUGGGCCCGAUGGAGUCGAUGCCUCGCGGCCGGGCCUCCAUCUCUGGAGCAUCCAUUCACAGCGUGUCCUCGCAGAGGCCACAACAGAUGACUGCCUUCCGCAAGCUGAUGAAGGGCAUCUCUGGCGAGGCUGACAUUCGUACCGUCACCGAGUGCAGCAACUGCCAGGGACAAGAUGCCAGCAUGGCCUGGGACACGGCAAGCCUCAUGCGGGACGAAAACCGUGGUCUCAAGGACCGAGUCACCGAGCUGGAAUCGGCACUCGAAGGCGCGCUGGAUGUAGUAAAUGGACUAGGUCUAUGA